Gymnogyps californianus (California condor) is the source of this 4179-nucleotide messenger RNA. It is a transcript of the gene BNIP2, whose product is annotated as BCL2 interacting protein 2. The record is from RefSeq and is a predicted model, not a curated record. Gene Ontology annotation, cellular component: cytoplasm. Lineage: Eukaryota; Metazoa; Chordata; Aves; Accipitriformes; Cathartidae. Gene Ontology annotation, biological process: apoptotic process. The transcript is spliced from 12 exons. Bases 288 to 1256 code for a protein of 322 amino acids.
GUGGUGGCGGCGCGGGCGAGGCCGCGGCCCCGUCCCGUCCCCUUCCCCUCCCCGCCGUCUCCCACCAGAGCCAACGCAGCCAAGAGCUUCAACUGGCUUGGACUUGUAUGUCAGCAGAAUGGUUUAUUAUGUUCCAUUAUUGGGGAUUCCUUGUUGCUGGUGAUGGGUGAGCCUGAAAAAACACAGCUUGACUUGCGCAUCACAGGCUCCUCUUUAGCCCACUGUCCUGAAGACAAGAGGUUCUGGCUGAUCAGGAGUCUCUAUUAGCAAUUCAAGUUGGCUGGAGAAUGGAAGGUGUUGAGUUUAAGGAAGAAUGGCAAGAUGAAGAUUUUCCAAGACCCCUGCCAGAGGAUGAUCCUGUUGAGUCAGAUAUGUUGGCUGCAGCUGGAACAGAAAGUGAAGCUGAGGUCAAUGGAACCAAAGUGAGGAAGAAACUAAUGGCUCCAGAUAUUAGCUUAACUUUGGAUCACAGUGAAGAAUCUGUUUUGUCUGAUGACUUGGAUGAGAGUGGAGAGAUUGAUUUGGAUGAUUUAGAUACUCCUUCAGAAAAUAGCAAUGAGUUUGAAUGGGAAGAUGAUCUUCCAAAACCAAAAACUACUGAUGUAAUUAGGAAAGGAUCACUUACUGAAUAUACUGCAGCAGAGGAGAAAGAUGAUGGUCGACGCUGGCGAAUGUUUAGGAUUGGAGAACAGGACCAUAGGGUGGACAUGAAGGCAAUUGAACCAUAUAAAAAAGUUAUCAGUCAUGGUGGUUAUUAUGGUGAUGGGUUAAAUGCUAUUGUUGUGUUUGCUGUUUGCUUUAUGCCUGAAAGCAGCCAGCCUAACUACAGAUACCUAAUGGACAAUCUGUUUAAGUAUGUAAUUGGCACCUUAGAGCUGUUAGUAGCAGAGAACUAUAUGAUAGUUUACCUGAAUGGUGCAACAACACGGAGAAAAAUGCCGAGUUUAGGCUGGCUUAGGAAAUGUUACCAGCAAAUUGAUAGAAGGUUAAGGAAAAAUCUGAAAUCAUUAAUCAUAGUUCAUCCUUCUUGGUUCAUCAGAACACUUCUGGCCAUCACAAAACCUUUUAUUAGCUCAAAAUUCAGCCAAAAAAUUAGGUAUGUCUUUACCCUGGCAGAACUAGCUGAGCUCAUCCCCAUGGAAUACGUUGGCAUCCCAGAAUGCAUAAAACAGUAUGAAGAAGAAAAGUUUAGAAAGAAACAGAAAAGAGUUGACCAAGAGCUGAAUGGAAAACAAGACCAGAAAAGUGAACAGUAAGUUUGGAGUCCAAACAAGACUGAAGAAUAUGCAGAUGGAAUGAUGCUAUUUUUGCUCCAUUUACAAUGCAUUCUCUGUGUGUGUGUAUAUAUUAUAUAACCUGUUGCAAAAGGUGCUUAAUUUCUUUUGGACUAGCACACAAUGGACUGCUUACUGCUGUAUUGGUUUGUCUUGACUUUAAUAGCUAUGUUUAUGUAAUCAUUUUAUACUGCUAAAUGUGAAAGAACCCUAUGUUUUUAGAGGAUGUUCUUGCAAUUGUUUAUCUAAAUGAUGCAUGUUCUUCAGUAAAAUAUAUUUAUAUACCUAAAUGUUAAAGGAAAGAGAUAAUAUAUAUUUUUAUGACUGAGCAAUAUAUUGUGUGUACCUGCUGAAGGAAUUCAUUUGCAGGUAGACAAGGCCAUAAGUUACUUGUUAUUGUAUAAAUCUGUUUUGCUGUAAAUGGUCAAGUGCAUUUCUUCGUUGUCACAGAAACCUUAAUUUGUUUGGAUAUUAAUAAUCACAUAAUAUAGUCUUUCACAAGUGUGGAGAUCCUUAUUUUUGUUCACAUGCCUAAUACAAGCAGUACUCAUUUACCUCACUAGAGUGAGCUUGAGCUUUGGUGUCUUUUAGCCCAUGUUUCAGAAUGCAGAACUGCAGUUCUGUGAACUUCAGUCUGUUGGCCAAAGGGUUUAAGCCUAAGCCACAAUGGAAGCUGAACUGUUUGAAUGACUAGUAAUAUAUCAGACCUUUCUCAAUUUAAGUUGCGAAUUUAGCCUUGAUUUACUGAAGCAGAACCUGUCUCAGCUACCAGUGGGAAAUGAGUUCAUUGCAGUUCUUCCUGGAUGAAUAUUGGUUGUCACCAGUAGGAACUCUGGUUAUACUCACUGGAGCUUGGGAGUUACAUAGAUAUUCUAGCCAUAAUAUCAAUUGUUUGCAGAGGUAUGGGGAGUUUUGUGCUACCUGUAUCAUCCUUGUAGAUGAAACAUCCAUUUCUAAAGCUCUUAGUUUGGCACAUUAUACCAGGACUAAUUUCACUUUAAAAAAAAAAAAAGUGAUUUAAAGGUUGGGGUUUUUUAAUCUCCCCACAAUGGUAGUAAACUUGUGUAAGAGGUGUUCUUGGACACAUAACUAGUGUUUAUAGGUUUAUUACAGCAACAAUAAUGCACUGGUUGAUAUGUUGUAAAAGUCUGUAAAAUCUUUUGAUAAUCAUUGCUAUUUCCCUGUAAGGACAGGUGCAUGCAAAUAAAUCCAUUCAGGAGUUGAGCAGUAUAAUAUUGUAGCAAAUGUAUUUAAAUCUUCACUUUCGGUUUUUAUUGUUCUCACAAUUUUGUCUUAAUGCCAAAAAUAUCAGUUCUCGAUUAUAUUGAAAGUUAGUGUUAUAGAGUUCCCUUAUUUUAAAAAAAUAAGGUUGCAUUCAACCAGAUUAUUACCUGACACUGAUAAACGGCAGUCAAGAGAGAGUUCCAUGGUCAAGACUUAUUACCAAUUAACAAUUAAUCUACUGUCUCUAAUGAUACAUGUAUAGACUCUGAGAGCAUAUUCAUGUCAGAUGAGGGCAAAUUGCCCAUGUCUGUGGGAGUUUGUCUGCAAUUCAGAGACUUUCAUCUCAAGAUCGAGGUACUUUUGUUAUAGUAGCUUCUGUAUCACAGUUUCAAAGAGAUUAAUAUGCAGGAUGUUCUCUUUCAACAGGUAAUGCUAAUUUCAAGUUGCCUUGCAUCCAUUUCAUCGGGUUUGGAUCUUGCUCUGAAAGCAGAACACAAAUGUGAACAGUUUCUUUGGGGCUGUCUUAUGUCCUGCUUCAAUUCUGAUGUUGACCUAGAUUAAUGUAAAGUUCCCGUCAGUAAAUUGGACACUUACAGCCUGUUUACUUCUGAUACAUUCACAGUGUGGUGUGUAUGCAAACCUGUAAACCUUCCUGAUUUUUACUGAUUCUGUGUGGGUCCUAAGCUAGCCACUAAGCAUUCUGAUCAUCUCAUUUCAAAUUUUUCCUAAUUAAAAAAAAGUAUUCUUCUCAGUAAAAUCAUAUUCUUAGUGGAAGGAUGGUAGUUCUAUAUGUCCUGUUGCUUCCUAUGUGUAUAGUGCAGUACAGAGUAGCCAGUCCUCUGUGUAGGCCGUAUUAUCAAAUGAUGGGAUUGUUAUUGCUGUCUUUCCUGGUGGCUGAGUGAUUCUACAGUUUCAUGCUGCAGUAGUACUAUUUCUUUUGGAAAUGUAUAUGUGCUUACCGAAUGGUUUAUUUCUCUAGUAUAAGUUUUUGUGAAUGAAUAUACAGCACAACAGUUCUUCUGUCCCCUAAAGAUAUGCAGCUUGAGAAACAAGUGUACUAAAGAAUUAUUUCCCUCUGACCUUUUGCAGCUCAUCAUUUAAUGGUGAGGUGGAUGUUUACAAAAAGCGAAGAGGUCCCAAAGUUAUCUUGAACACAAAUGGGUAACUUUUUGUCAAACUUAUCUUUUUUAAAUCUAUAAAAUAAUUUAAUAUAUUUAAUAUUUAAAAACAUGAAAAGUUGGAAUGUCAUACUUCUAUUAAAGUUAUUUUAAAACCUGAAUCACUUUGUGAUAAGAUACAGUAUUGUAGGGAAUUUACCAUUCAAUGGCACUUCCUUCUAAAAGUAAAACUCACGUUGCUAGAAUACAGUUUGAGCCCUGUCAAGAAAAGAUAAUUUCGAUUCACUACCUUUGAUUUGGAGGUCUCAUUAGUUUUUAUAUAUAUAUGUGGUAAUAAGUCAUUAGCUAUCUUUUGUUAUUACUGUGUGCAACUGAAAUAGAAAUGUUUGGGCCAGUGGCCUCUCUGUGUGUGGAUGUGAUAUUUUGUAAAUUGAUUUCUACAACAGGGUAAGUGUUCAGAAGUGGCAAAGAUAUUUUGGAGAAAGUGUCAUUAAAAACUGAUGUGAGUAGACUUUAGAUAUUUUGGAGAAAGUGUCAUUAAAACCUGAUGCGAGUAGACUCUA